Phragmites australis (common reed) is the source of this 1453-nucleotide messenger RNA. RefSeq names its product probable protein phosphatase 2C 56. The record is from RefSeq and is a predicted model, not a curated record. Gene Ontology annotation, molecular function: protein serine/threonine phosphatase activity; cation binding. Lineage: Eukaryota; Viridiplantae; Streptophyta; Magnoliopsida; Poales; Poaceae. The coding region runs from base 180 to 1226 and encodes 348 amino acids. Gene Ontology annotation, cellular component: nucleus; cytosol. The transcript has 8 exons. Gene Ontology annotation, biological process: protein dephosphorylation.
CCGGAUAAGCUUCUGACCGAGCAAAACCCACCGAUACCUUUCGUCCUUCCAGUCAAUUCAUUAACUGGCGCCGCUUUCGCCGACGCAGGGUUCCAGCCGGCUCCCCUCGCCCUUCCCCGUCCCCUCCGGAAGGCUGCAGCAACCACGGGACCGGAGGCAUCCGCCGCGCGCUACGUAGCAUGGCGCGCGCCGCGACCCUGCGGGGCCUGAUCGGCAUUGCGGCGGCAGGCGGGCGCCGCGUGCGCUCGUGCGGCCAGCGGUGGGACGCCGGCUGGCGCGCGUUCCGGGCGGGGGCCUCUGGGGGCAGGGCGGCUCCCGGCUCCUCCUCCUCCGCCUCGGCGCGACGGCAGGCGCAGCCGCUGCGCGGGGCGGCGGCGGGGGCGGGCAACAACGACUGGGUCAGUGGCGGAUUCAAGAGUGAGGAUGGUAAGCUGACCUGUGGAUAUUCAAGCUAUAAAGGGCGGAGAUCUACUAUGGAGGACUGCUAUGACAUUAAAUUAACUGAAAUUGAUGGACAGCCAGUUAACCUGUUUGGUGUAUUUGAUGGUCAUGGAGGAAACCUUGCCGCCGAAUAUCUGAAGGAGAAUCUGUUCAAAGACCUUAUGAAGCAUCCUGCGUUCCUGACAGACACAAAGCUUGCUAUAAGCAGAACAUUUCUUGAAACUGACAAAGAUAUCUUAGAAACAAUAUCAAUAUCCGGUUUAUUUAGAGAUGAUGGUUCGACAGCUUUGGCUGCCAUUCUGAUUGGCGAGCGUCUAUAUGUAGCAAAUGUUGGUGAUUCACGUGCUGUUGCUUCAAAAUCUGGCAAAGCUAUCCCACUCUCGAAAGAUCACAAACCAAACAGGAAAGAUGAGCGAAAGCGAAUUGAGGAUGCUGGAGGUGUUGUUAUUCGGGAUGAUACAUGGAGGGUUGGUGGAAUACUAGCAAUGUCCCGUGCAUUUGGCAAUCGUCUGUUGAAGCAGUAUGUGAAAGCAGACCCUGAUAUUCAGGAACAAGAGGUCAACAGUGACUUGAAAUACCUUAUUCUUGCUACCGAUGGGCUUUGGGAUGUUGUGCGAAAUGAGGAGGCUAUUUCCCUAUUGAAAGCGGAAGAUGGACCUCAGGCGGCAGCCGUGAAGCUGACGGAAAUUGCCUACUCUCGGCAAAGCACUGACAACAUCACAUGCAUCGUUGUGCAAUUUCACCAUGACAAAUCGUGGGGUAGUAAGGCUGAGAGCAGUAGUUGAUGCCUGGUGGUAGUGAAAUUUUGUAACGUGUAAGCCUCAAACCAUAGUUGAUUUCCUUGAUCUGCGGCUCUACAAGACUUGAGCAACCCUAAAAGAGAUUUGUCAAGAUGUCGAUUCGUUCUUUUGUUCUGUAGGAAACAUAUCAAGUGGUGACAGGUGAGCUCAAAUGAUAUUUCGUCAGCGUUGCUUUUACCAGCAAUACAAUGCGUUCUGGAGUGUAGACUGUA